AUCGACGAGUGUGGCUCGCGUCUUUGUUCGUUCUUCGUUGUUUCUAAUAUUUUUGUCACCAGUGACUGUUCGUAUUUGUUAAUUCGAUGACCGAGAACGUCGCGAACGUUCAUUGCCCGUUUCAUCGACAAAAUUCGUAAUUUACACGCACCGUCGUCCGUGAAUUGAAACCUUGUUCGUUGAUCGUUCGUUCGUUCGUUCGUUGAAAGAUGAUGCGUGGUCGGUAAUGUCGCUGAUUGACAAUUACUGUUCGGGUAAACGGGUUGGCAAUGAUCGCCGUUAAAGCUUGCAGGUCGGUACUCGAGAAAUGCGAGCGUUGACGCGUACGCAGAACGAAUUUACGCGCGAUCAGCGAUUUUGCGCGAAAGAGCGCGAACUACGAUCUCGUUGGUCGGCUGGUGACGGGUAAAACGAGACGGCGUGGCGUCUAUAUCGGCGAACAGUGUAGUUACGUCUCGCGUACGGAUUGAAACGCGAGCGAGUGGUUGCUGGAGAGUGGUAAGAGAGGCGGGAUGAGUGCGAGAGAAGUCACCCUCGUCGGCGGUUCCCCUUGGGGAUUCCGUAUGCAUGGUGGGCAUGACCUGCAUCAACCCCUACGCAUCUCUAGGGUUAAUCCAGGCAGCAAAGCAGCUCAACAGGGGGUGAGAGAGGGUGAUUUAAUUAGUAGCAUAAAUGGAAGAACUACCCGGGAUUUAACGAACAGCGAAGCACAUGCACUCUUACGAAACGCCGGCGAAUACUUGAAGCUCGGUUUGAAUCAGGAAAAUAUUGGCUCUCCGAAAAGACGAAUUUAUAGAAGUAGUCUGCAGGAAAAUACAACCGAAAUUCUCAGCAAGGCGACGACAACGAAAACUACGACUACGUCGAAUACUCGCAUCGUAACGACAGAUUCAAAGAAGAACGAAACAAAUGACGCAAAACCUGACCAUAGCUACGCAAAUCAAAACGGUGGCCCGAAGAGUUCCUUGAUCCAGCAACGAGACGAAACCAAGAAAAGAUUCACCGAAUCCUUGGAGUACGCGACAGACACCGAAGAAGCUAGCAUGCCGCACGGCGCGCGAAAUCGCAGGAGUCGCAAGGGUCGGAACAACAAAAGACGCGUUCAGAGACAGCGGACACCCGGCAGAGUUACGAGCGACAACGAGACCAUCGUCGAAAGUCCAGAGAGUAUCGACAUUGAGCGCGAGGAGGAGGUGACCGAGGGAGACGCGAAGACGAACGACUCCGAGGACACGGGGAACGCAGACGUGCAGGGACGAGGCGAAACUCACGAUCGGAAAGUGCCGGAGAGUGUCGAGGACAAUGAGAGGAACGCCAUCGCCACGAAGGAGGUGGCAAGAGUUUCUCAGAGGUCUCAGGAGAAGUGUAGAAUCGAGAUGGGCAUUGUGCAGCCGGGCAUCAAGAUCAUGAGGAUCACGACGAUCAGUAGCUCGCCGUUGGAGGCAAAGAUCGAUCACAUUCCCGGUGUUGGUAUCGUGGAGAGUGGCAGCAAGGCCGAGAUAACGAGGAACGAGGCUAUCGUGACCAUUUCCGAGCCGGUGGACUCGUUCUCUCCCGCAGCAAUCAGAGCUGAUAAGAGAAACGACUCGAACGAGGAGCCCUCGUUGGCUGGAAGCAACGAGAGGCUGCAGAUCCGCGACGUCAGCGACUGCGACACGGUGGAGACCGAUAACGCGAGACCGGUGAUCGUCGAAAUGGAGUCGGACGUUGAAAGGGAAAGGACGUGGUCUCGGGCGGGUUUCGAGCCGUAUUUCGGCGAGGGCGGCGCGUCGACGCGAGCUCCUGCGGAGGCGAGACACGCGUGGGACAGCGUGAUGCCGCGCGAGGUGGAGAGGAAGCUGCGGAGCUUCAUCGAGGGUCUAAAAUUGCCGACAUACGCGGAGGACGUGGAGGAAUUGGCGAGAGCGGCGACAGGCCGCGGCCGGAUCAGUGGCUCGCCGCGCAAGAAGUCGGAAAGGAGGAAACGCGCCGCUUUCGAGGCGCAGCACGCGCACUGCCAGGCGGCUAACAGGUUCUUGGACAUCAUUCAAGAGGAGGGCGAGAAACUGUCGGAGGACGAGGAGCAGCACAUCAGGGAUUUUAUUAACGAGGAGAUCGGCAAGUACCGGCGAGAGAGGCGUUCUUCCAACUUUGAAGAGGCGAGACAGGAGGUGAGGGUAGAGCACAGAGUGAAGAUAAAUGUGAUAGACGCGGAGGAAGAAAUGUCUGGGAGAGACGCGGAGGAGACUGUAAAGCCGGACGGAGCGGAAACCGAGUGUGAAAGCAGAGAAACGAUGGGAGAAUCGAGGCUGAUUGGCGAAGAGGGUUCGGGGGUGGAGAAUUUGAAUUUGAAAGAGAGCGACGAUACGCGAGAUUCGGAGAGAGAAGGAGAGGAUGUUAACGUUAAAGAUGGGGUUAUCGUUGAGGAUGAAUCGGUCGAGGGUAGUGGAUCAUUUAAAAUAGAGGAGCUGGAGGGAAGCACAGAGGGAGGAGACAACGUUGGAGAGGUCGAAGAAGUGGAAAGUGAAGUAUUGAUAACGAGCAAUGGCAGUGGUGGAAGCCGAAGUGAUUCCGAGUUGAAUACGAAAGGUGAAACGAACGGACGAAUAUUAACCAAACACGCAAGUAAAUUAGACGAAAGCGCGAUUGACGAUGUUGAGUCGAUGGAAGGCAGUGAAGAAAAGGUGGCACUUGUUCGAGACGACGCCGCUUCGACGGAACAGUUGAAGCAAUCGGACGUCUCCGAGAGUUCGAACGUCAGCGAACGUUGCACGAUAAUCGAGAUCCGAGAGAACGGGGAAGAAAAAUUAGAAUCGGAGAGAAAUCAAGAUCCUUCAGACGUAAUGUCCGCAGAAGUGAAGAUUGAACGAUCGGGAACGAAUGGUGAGAGUACAACUUUGACAAACGAGACGUUAAUUGAAGAGACUGUAAAGGAAGAAGAAUUGGAUUUAGGAAAUCCCGAGGCGAUCGAAAAUGAAAAUCCCGCAAAAUCUGCGGAAAUUAGCGGUGAAUCGUCGCACGAGGAAUUAUCACGCGAAAGUGAAACGAAAUCCGAAGAGAACGGUGAAAAUGAAAUAAAAUCUGCAAAAGUUGAAGAAGACUCACUGCACGAAAGUGAAACAAAAUCUAGAGAAAUCAAGGAAAAGCUACCAGUAGAGAGUGAAACAAAGUCGGCAAAAUUGCUCGAAGAAACGGGAACGAAGCCUACGGCAGUUGAUAAAGAAUCAUCGCAAGAAAAUGAAAGGAAAUCUGUAGAAAUCAAGGAGGAAUCACUGAAAAGGGAAGAAUCGGCAAAAAUCGAUGAGGAAUUGAUUCAAGAGGAAGAAGUCGUUGGAGAAUCGUGGAAAGAAAGAGAAUCAAAGUCUACAGAAAGCAAGGAAGAAUCGGUGCAAGAGAGAGAGACAAAAUCAGCAAAAGUCGACGAAGAGUCGCUUCGAGAGGAAGAAACGAAACGUACGGUGCUCGACGAAGACUCGUCACUGGCAAAAGAAGCGAAAUCCGAAGCAAAAGUCGACGAAAAAUCGUCGCAGGAGAUUGAAACGAAACCUACGGAAGCCAGUCAAGGAUCGUCGGGAUCCAGAGAGAACGUACGAAAUGAAAGAUUUGCCAAGCCAGCGGACAUUAAUAUCUCUGAAUCACGUGUAACGAAAUUUGCAAGCACUGAGUCAUCGACGGUGAGGUCCUUCUCCGCAGAGUGUGAGCGUUCGAAAAUCGUAGAAUCUCAAGUAAACGGUGUCGACAGGGUGACGAAAGAGAAACCUCGUCCUCCGGCACCGCCGAAACGAUCCUCCAGCCUGUCGAGCGUCGAUCUUCAGGACAAAACAAUCUAUUCCCCACCUUCGUUUCGUCGUAGAAAAGAAGCUGCAGAGUUUGACGAUCCGCCCACUCGUCCACCUCUUCCGAAAGGAAACCUCGCCGCAACCGAUGCAUCAUCGUUCGCGCAACCUCGCGGCGUAGAUCCUUCGGAGGCGAGGGCAAACAUUGGCAGACUGGGGACACUAUUGACGUUAAUAUCGCGCGGUGACGCGACCGUCGAAAAUAUUCGCGACGCCUUGAGCAACGUGGACCACACGGCUCUGCCCGCGAACGUACGCAAGAUAAUCGAUGAUCUAAGGGCGUACGGGAGGGGCGCUUGUCCCGAGAGUGACAGCAUCGCCGAAUUGCGCAAUUACGUUGAGAACGGCGUCGGGCUUGGCAAUGGAGCAACUCCUGAAAUAACGCGCGGCCACUCGGAUCGAAGAGAGACGCGCGAAAAAUCGCCGGUGUCCGAGUCGUCUAAACAAUUCGUGGCUCGUGUGCCGCCGGUCGAGCGAAUAGUGAAAGUGGUUAUGGAACCCGGCGCGGACCGGACGACAGUCUCAAAAUCUGGCAAGAUUGGAGGAACGUUGGGAGAAGGGAGGGUUAGACAGACGUUGCAUCAUGCUCGCGAGAAGGUAAUCAAGAGCGAAGCGUCAACAACGAGCACGAGGACGACCGAAACGGAGGAGAGGAGGUCGCGCGACGGCGAAGUUGAAAGCUCGAAAGACACGAGAGAGUUGACGACCAGCGAGGAUGAGUUCGAGGAGAUAUACAAGUGUUCCACUUUGGCCGACAACGACGAGCCGCUGUCUUACACGCGUAAAUCCUGCGAGAGCCCGUCCAAGAUGUUGGACGCUAUUCUAAAUACGCAGCGCGAACUUUCCACGGAUAAGGAGAAGCUCGAGACGGAUUGCCAGGUCCACGACUCGUCCAGCAGCGCGACAACCUUGAGCACGGUGAGGUACAGUCCGAUGGACGCCUGGCAGGCGGAUGUUUACUCGAUAAUAGCGGAAGAAGCGAGGAAGAGCGAGCUGAAGCGGCAGUCGGAGGAGAGGGUCGAGUCGUCGAGCUUGAAAAGCAAACUUCCCAUUCUGAAAGGAGACGAGUCUUUGCAUGGCGCGACCAACGGGCACGACGAGGUCCCGGUGACGCCUGAACCUAUACCAUAUUCGCCCGUCGAGGAUUUGUAUUACGUGCCUGUCGAGAGCGGGACGAAUUACGCGAACGAUCGGGAGGAUGAGGCUGUCAACGGGCCAGGCUCCCUGAAAGACCUUUGCAUAAAGAGAAUCUUGUCGAUGCCGUACGGCCUUUACGUGAUCAACGAGAUCACGGUGCCCGAGUUCGACGUCUUCGAAAGCCUGCGAUCCGUCCCGGUGUUUGCUAACAACGUAACGAGCGAUGAGAUUAGAGGCGUUCCAUUAAACACGCAUGGAGUGAACGAACGGCUGGCUGAAAGAGCUAGACUAACGACAGCUUCGCCGGGAUCAAAGCGUCCUGACGCGCGCGAAACCGCUGUUUCAGACCAGGGUAAAUCAGAGCAAUUAGAACAGAGGGAGCGACGCGAUCCGAGCAUGGCCAGAGACAGCUCGGGAACGUGGGUCGGUUUGUCGACGACCAAGGACCCGAGGUUGCUCGUCUGUUUGUCACCGUCGCAGCAGAAAACCACGAUAAAAACGAGCGCCGACGAUUUGCUGGAUCUGCACAGCAAGUUCCUGAACAGGCACAGCUACUUCGACGAGGAACCGCCACGGCGAGUACCCGUUCCCAAGUAUCGAGUCGAGUUGCUGCCCGUUGGCGACGACCACGCGAAACAGAUCGACCGAAAGUCGACCACGACGAGUAGACUGUUGGCGAUUAUCAAGGAAAAUUCCGACAGUUCGAAACGUUCGCGUAGCGCGAGGCCAAAGUCGCGGAACGAGACGAGAGUGAAGUUCGACGAGUCGAGUCGUUCCGACUCUAGAUCGUCACACGCGAGGUCGAACACGGUCGACAAGGGUCGCGAGCGGCUCAAAGUCACUCGGUUGUGCGACUGGUUGAACCUGGCGAGACGCGAGCCGAUGUACGACAGAUCGCUCUCCGAUGAUUUAUUAAUAGAACCGUCGGCUGAGGGACGAGAGUUUGAUAAGAGACGAAUUCGUGGCAGCGUUCGCGCGGAGGUUGCGAAACAACCAAUGAGAGAGAGUAUCGGUGGGAAACGAGCAACGCCAGUUCACUUUAUCACCGCUGGCUCGGUCGCGAGUCCACCGGACAGGCCGGAGCCACCGGCUAGAAGCUCCACGCCUUUCAACAGGAGCCCGAUCACGUUUAACAGCGCUAUAAUCGACAACUCGAUCGCCUCGACGCCAGACACCGCUGGCAAGAAGACACCGCCAACGCGUAGAGCGGUCGACUCACGUUACAACGUGAAUCCAGCGUUGAUCGACGACAGAGUGGAAGUGCCACCGCGGGUGAAACGCGUGGUCAACGUGGACAAAUCGUGCAUCGACACGACGAGCAUCUUCGAUAAGAAUCCACCGAGGAGUCACCUGGAGCCACGACGAUACAAGAAUAAGGAAGAGGAAGAGGAGGAGGAGGAGGAUGCGAAACACGUGGCGGCCACGGAGAUCAUGCAGAAUCUGAAGAAAUUGCAAAACGAGGCGGAGGAUCGAUUGGAAAGUCUUGGGAAGUAUUCACUGUCGCAGGAGUACUUUGCCCAGCAGUUGAAGUACAUCGAGCUGCUGGAGAAUCAGUUGAAGAACGUGAUAUUAGCCGAAGAGGAGGAGAAGGAGGCGUUCGAGGAAUUCCAGGCUGACGCGAGGCAACGCGAGGAUGAGCGAAAGAGGAGGGCCACCGCCCCGGAUAAACCUUUCGAUCCGGCUGGGGGAAACGUUUCUGGAGACCGAUCCAAGGACGACGAUUCCCGGGUGGAAAGCCAGAGCUGGCAAGAGAGGUCGGAAAACGUGGAGAAGGGUCGUUCGGAGACGAUCGACAAACACGGUCGCAGGGACUUCUCAAGGAAGGUGCGUCACGAGAACGGUCUCCGCGAGGAAGAGUCGUGCGAGGAGAUCGAGCACGUGGAACAACAUUCCGUGAUUACCAAGAGGGGGGAGGAGAAAGUCGCCGAGAAGACGAGGCGAGAGAACGGCUCUCGUGGAAAAUCGUCGGCCAAGGACGAGCGUCGUUCUCGCAAUGAAAACACGUGCUCUCGAGUGCUCGCGUCUGACGGGCGGAGGGCUUGCGUCGAAACGAAGGAGAAACCAAACGCUUCCGCGGUGGUGGUGAACGGCGAGGCGUUUCGACGGAAGAUGUACGACGAGUACGUGCACAAGGUUAUGGAGCGGGAGGAACGGAAGCAUCACAAGGUGGUGAAGAUCAGCACGCACGAGGACAUUCAACGGGCGGGUGAUAAUUGUCGUGCCAAGAGCGGCAUGAACGCCGUCGAGAGGGAGUUCAUCGAGAAGGCGAGGAACAGAUUGAACAAAUUCGGGAUUAAGUUGGACGAGAGCGAGAGCGACAAGGAAGGCGACGCUACGUGUAGAAGCGAGGGAAGAAGGCAGGAACAUGUGGUAAAGGCGAAAUGCCUGAUCGACGGGAAGGUGUUCGAGGACGCGAAAAAAUUGCCGAAGCAUCUGCAAGAGUUCCUCAAAAUGUCCGCAACGUUCGACGACGAGAACGUUAUGUUCGCUCCCACGUUUAAAGCUUCUUCCGCAACACCAGGCGUUUGGUCACCCGGAAGCGAGCCACCACCGAAGGAGCCGAGCCCCGAGCGAAAAGAAUCGGAGAAGGAUGAUGGGAUCCCUGCCGUCUGGACGCCUUCCAGCGCCGGAGCCAGUCCAGUUCCCGAGAAAAAGGAAUUUCGACCGGUGCAAUUCGAAAGCCCCAUUCUGAGCCGAAGGAAGCUAACGCAGCAAGAAGAUACACCGGACGCCCCGCCACCCUGGCAGACGGAAAUCGAAAAGAAAGAAGCAUCGCGAAGCAGUUAUGAGAGCAGCGCGCGAAUUGUCAAUUCGCACUCGGCGCCGUCGCAAGGAUUAAAUUCAUUAAGUUCAACGCCUCGUCUGCCGCGUGCUCAGAAUCCAACUAUAACAUUACUGCAGAAAGCGAGAGAGGGACAGUUGCCGAAAGGAGCAGCGUAUCUCGAGGAAAACGAAACGAUAAAACGUCCUCCGAGCGACGAAAAGCCGAUAAUUAGUCCAGGCGAGAUCAUUUACACGGUGAAGAAAGAGUACGAGAGCGAGCCGGAAACGGAAAAUGAACCGCCGAAGAAGAUGGCCGAUUUGGGUCCUCGAAAAUUCGAGGGUAUUGGCCCAACGACUAAGGAGGGUAUUCCUCUUGUUUUAAGAUCGGAAGUCAAGGAGAAUAAUCAAACGAAAUGGUACAAGAAAAUGUACGACUCGUUGCAUCGUGCAGACAGAAGCGAUGACUACGUAACCAUUCGUUACAAACAAAGAAGAGGGACGAGAUACGGUUACGGAAGUGGCAGUGGAUAUUUAAGCGAACCGGAACACCGUUUGUACUCGGAUCGCUCUGCAACGUUUGACAGUCGUCGACGUCUACGUAACAAGGAAAAUGACUUUUCCACGUCGACUAUGCCGAGAAAAAACGGUGCAUUGAGAUACACGCCGGAGGUUUAUAAAAAUCAGCCUGGACGCAUCGAGGAUUACGAGCCCGGACGAUCAUCGAUCGCCGAAAAGGAAGCCAAGGAGUGGUGGGACGAGGUCAUGGACAUAUUUGACGGGUGGUUGAACGAGAAUGGACAUCCUCAGGGUACAGAGAUGGAGGAACUCCGGGACGCACAGCUGAGCCAUCGCGCUCUGAGCCUCUCCUACCGACCGGAGAGCAGUCACAAUCCUUUCGAUCAGCGCGGUAGUCGCCCGGUGAAACCGUACAUGUCUCAUGCUCUUAAAGAAUCAGGAUACGAAAGUGAUUCUACGCUGGUGUUUCGUCGCAAGGAAGAUAUCAGCCCGUUGAGUCAACGCGAGCAAAGAUUGGCCUAUAAAACUGUUCAGAGUGGUGGUGACGUACCCCUUCAUGGCCUUCGUAAACCCGCGCCAGAACGACCGAAGGAAUACUCGAACGCACCCCCGCCGCCGCCAAAAUCUCAGCACUACAGAGACAACUGCCAAGAAUCACCGAGGCGUUAUGUGGAGGGUGAGGUGACGAUUCACUAUCGUUCACCAGUGCGUACAGAGGCGAAAGAACCAUUGAGCGAGGAAGAGCUCGCUCGUCGAAGCGCGGAGAAUAUGCGACGGGUUUACGAAGAAGAACGUCGUCGCAAAUAUCUCCAGGAGUUACACGAUAUCAAUUCACGGCGACAUACCGACAACUUUAUACCGUCGCAGAAAUCACCGAUUCCCUUGAACCGUUACGACGACUUCGUGGACGAUCUGAGCCACAGAAGCAGAUCCCAGGAGCAAACACCGGAACCUCGGCUCGUGGCAAGGGCACUUUACAACUUUAUCGGGCAAUCUUCGCGAGAAUUGAAUUUCCGUCGCGGUGACAUAAUAUUCGUGCGUCGUCAGGUAGACAAGAACUGGUACGAGGGCGAGCAUAAUGCUAUGAUUGGCCUGUUCCCAUCGAAUUACGUUGAGAUUUUGCCUUACGAUGGUAUGCGAACUACACCAAAGAAACCUUACGAGGGUCAGGCACGAGCUAAGUUCAACUUCGUCGCUCAGACGAAUCUCGAGUUAUCUCUAGCCAAAGGAGAACUUGUGGUCUUGACAAGAAGAGUCGACGAAAACUGGUACGAGGGUCGUAUUGGAAACAGAAAGGGAAUAUUUCCCAUCUCUUAUGUCGAAGUUAUCACAGAGCCUGGCCUUAGAUCAGAAACGCCAACGCAAAACAAACCAGUCGCCUCUCCAGCGGCGCACAGCCUCCUGGCAAAUGGAUCAGCCGGAGGGAAAAUGAGUAUGGGACCCCAUCACUACAUGCCGUCCAUACCAGUUAACAUUAACACAACCCAGCCACACUACAAUUCACUGCCACGGAUGGGAGGGAGCAAAUUGCAUAUUUCGCAACUUAGCGAAACAUUGCACAUCGAUACCCAUUCUGAACCAAUACCGUACCGAGCUCUCUACAAUUAUAGACCACAGAACGAAGACGAGCUCGAACUGAAGGAAGGCGACACGGUGUACGUAAUGGAGAAAUGCGACGACGGUUGGUACGUCGGUUCCAGUCAGAGGACCGGUUACUUCGGCACCUUCCCCGGAAAUUACGUGGAACGAUUGUGAGAAACGACAACGAGCCGUAUGAAACCGCAGGUUACGUUUUACCAAAGCAUUAAGAAAUCGAAUCGUUAACGUAGAUAAGUCAAGUCAUUUUGUUUCCGCACGUCGACGAUAAAGCUCAACGAGACUCGGUGUCACUCACACACACGUCUUCCUAUUCGUGAAUUUUCAUUAUUAAGAAGAAGAAACAAACGUACAUAUAAGAGGAUUGAAGAAAAACAGAAACCGAAAGAAAAGAAGGAGAAACAUGCGAACGUAUAUCGUACGAGUACGUAUUGUUAAGCAAAGAAGUGGCAAAGCUCAUCGAAACGAACUUUAUCGUCGAGAUACAACCAAAAAUUUCACGAGAAAUGAAACUUAAAACGUGUAAGGCUUCAUAAAACGUGUACGUAGUGUAUAGUAACGUAUAGUAAUUUAUUGCACGACGUUGGCGUGCGUCAGGCGGACGUUGCGAGGACAUCGGAGCAGAAAAUGAACACGACGCGAUUUUAUUAAUACGACACAGUGAACUCUCUCUUAAUCGGGGCUCAGUAUGGGACCAGCCUCUGAAUGGAUGAAAGAAUAGCCAAUUAAAAACUUCUUAUCUCAUGAUUUUCCUUUCAAUCUUCUCAGGCAGGCAAUUAAAUUCAAUCUUCUCGCAGCGUGUCGAAUGGCGAGUCGCAGUGUUGGUGUGUUCAUCGGUCUUCGAUUUGAGGGAUUUAAACGUGAAACUCGAACUCGAAUUUCACCGAGUUACAAUUUGUCUUUUGAAUUCUAUUCAAAUUGAGAGUGUAACUUGCAUCGAUGUAACAAGGCAGGAGAUUAAUCCGAUAGUAUAAUUCGACGUUCGUAUCGUUCGUGUUAGCUUCGUGUGUAUGAAAUUUUGUUCUUCAAACAUAAUCUCCCCCGUUCGCAUAGUCCAAAUUUUCAAACUCCUCUCGAAUCCCAAAAGAAUAUAAAUUUAGAAUGUGUAAAUUUCAAAAUUUUGAAAGUACAAAUUUAUAAAUUCGUAAAGUUAGAUUUCGUAAAUUUCAAAGUUUUGAAGUACAAAUUUAUACAUUCGUAAAGUUAGAUAUGGAAGUAUCUUUCGAUUUGAACAAAUGUCUGGACGAAGUGGAGGAUGUGUUUAAUUAAUCUCCUACAAAUUCACGUUUCGCAUUUCAAGUUUAUGUUUAAACAUAAACUCACAGGAAUGCUCUGAUUAUUGGCGGCAAAAUUAAAAAUGAGGUUUCGACGUUUUUCUUGCAAAUCUUCUUUAAUCUCUUGCCACGCACGUCGAGAACUUUUUGCCCCAAAUUUGCAACACUUUCUCAGUUUUAAGUAUAUUUAAAUGUA
This is a messenger RNA of Frieseomelitta varia, 11297 nucleotides long. RefSeq lists its product as uncharacterized. Gene Ontology annotation, biological process: positive regulation of actin filament bundle assembly. Gene Ontology annotation, cellular component: actin cytoskeleton; Z disc; nucleus. The record is from RefSeq and is a predicted model, not a curated record. The coding region runs from base 513 to 9986 and encodes 3157 amino acids. Gene Ontology annotation, molecular function: actin binding. Lineage: Eukaryota; Metazoa; Arthropoda; Insecta; Hymenoptera; Apidae. The transcript has 27 exons.